AUGGCCUCCGGAGGAGUCUGGAACACCCAGCGUUCCUUUCUGGCUCAGCUGAGGGACGGCAGCCUGGAGGCCUGGGGACACCCAGAUUAUGGUGCCCCGAUCCCAGCCGACAUCAUAGCCUCCGGGCAGAAACACGGCCUGAAACGGGCUUGGUCUACGUGGCAAGGUGGCUUUUUAGUGGAGCUGCAGAACGGGGAGUUUCACGCCUGGGGAAACAAGGAAAAAGGUGCCGACAUCGACGCCGUGAAGGCCACGCUGGAACGCGAGGGCGUCGUGCAGAUUUGGAGCACCGGACAAGCUUUCCUGGCAGAGUUGACGAGCGGCAAGGUGCUCACAUGGGGCAGGGCAGAUUACGGCGGCGACGUCGCCACCUCGGUGCGGGAGGCCCUAGAAGCCGAAGGGAUCCAGCGCGCCUGGUCCACACGCGGUGCCUUCAUCGUGGAACUGAAGAGUGGCCGAGUGGUCGCCUGGGGCGAUUCCGACUACGGAUCCCAAAUCCCCUCCGACGCCCAAGCAGCGAUGCGAACCAAAGGCCUCCGCGACAUUUGGACGACGCGCGGUGGCGCCGUCGUGGCGCAGCUGAACACCGGAGAAGUGAUCUCGUGGGGAGACACCCGCUGUGGCGCCGACCUCGGCGGCGUGAAAGAUCGGCUGGAAGCCGCGGGAGUUCGACGCAUGUGGAGCACUCUUGAAGCCUUUUUGGCGCAGCUGAAGACGGGCGAAAUCCUGUGCUGGGGCGCCAAAAAUUAUGGCGGUGCGCUCCCCGCGGGGACGAAAGAAGCGCUGGACGCCCACGGAGUCGCCCGCGCAUGGAGCACCAACCGUGCAUUCCUGGCGGAGCUGACGAACGGCUCCGUGGUGGCCUGGGGAGUCGAAUUCUUCGGUGCCACGAUCCCAGACGACUUGCACGGCUCCUUGGAACGCGAGGGGAUCCGCGAGGCCUUCGGCAUGGGCGCCGCCUUCCUGGUCGUUUUGAAGAGCGGCCGCUGCGUCGCGUGGGGCCAUGACGACUACGGUGCAGACCUGAGUUCCGUCAAGGACAAGUUGGAGACGGUGGGCCUGGCGCUUUCAGCGCCUGCAGCUCCGGCCGCCGUGCACAGUGGAGAUGGAAGCUCAGCUCCUGCGGCUCCUGCACCAAGCGGAUGUCCGGCCUUUUGCCGAAGCGUCGAUCUGUCGCCGGUGGUGGUGAAGCUCACGGAGAAGGUCUCCAACUCCAGCUGGGUGAGCAGGGCUAUGGUGAAGGUGGAUGAUCAGGAGGUGCCGGCUGUGGUCAAGGCCAUGCGGCUACCGCAGGCUGAGAAGGAGAAGAAGAACAGGCAAUUGCUACGCCUGAAGGAGGUUCGGCAUGACAACCUCGUAAAGAUUCUGGACAUCUUGUUCGAGGGGGCCUUGAUUUGCACAGUCACCGAGCCUGCUCCCAGGUGUUUGCGACAAUUGCUGCAAGCACAACCUUCACUGGCUCAGCAGCAACAUUUGCCGUUGGCGCAUGGGAUUGCAUCAGCCAUGGCGUGUUUGCACGAUCUUCCAGAGCCGAUUCUGCACCAAGAGCUGAAACCGGAGAACGUCCUCAUCUUCGAAUCCGCUUCCAAGUUGAUCCCCAAGAUCACCGACGUUGGCUUCAACGGCGGCCAUGGUGUGGGCGCUUUGGCCUACAAAGCGCCUGAGAUCUUCGACGGACAGUUUCAGGCAGCCUCAGAGGUUUACGCCUUCGGCGUGGUUUGCUUCGAGAUUCUCACUGGCCAGCGAGCCUGGGAAGGGCGGACGGACUUUCAGAUCAUGAAAGCUGUUGGUUUUGAUCACGAACGUCCUCACAUGGACGAGCAGAAUGCGAAGACGGUCUUGGGUAAAAUCAUCAAGGACUGCUGGGCUCCAGACCCCGCGGCCCGGCCGCGCUUCGCGGCGCUGCCGAAGCACCUGAAGCUGCGGAAGCUGCCCGCGCAGCUGUCCACGGCGGUGCCCGGCUAUUGGUCGGGCAGGGGCGAGGACCUGGAGCAAGGCUGGGCCGCGAUCCCCGUGGCGGCGCCCACCUUUGCAGCGUUGCGGCGGCUCUUCGUGGUGACGCAGCCGCAGGAUCUGGGCAGAGGCCGCGACGCCGGCCAGUACCCGCGGAGGUACAGCAACCUUCAGCUAUGGAGCGCCUGGCAGAUUGAACAUCACAACCUUUGGGAAAAGUACAUGGCUGAGCGCAAUGAUGUGCUGCGAAAUUUGCAGCGGCUUGAGAGAGACUCCAUAGAGACAUCAGUUUGGAAGAGCAAACUGGAAGAUGCCUCAGCUGGAAUGCCAGAUGAAUUGUGUGCGCCCAUUGGCGAGAAAUACCUUUUGCACGGAACGCUGCCAGAGCACUUGCUGCACAUCCUGGAUCAAGGUUUCAACGACAAGCUUGCAAGUUCAAAAGGGAUGUUCGGAGCUGGCGCCUACUUUGCUGAAGAUCCAGAGAAGAUUGAUCAGUACACCCGGCCCGAUCCGGGCUACGAGAGCCCUGGGCUGGAAGAUGUGCAUUCGCGCCUGUACCGCCCGGGUGGACAUCAACAUCCAGGACACGACGUUUUCUACUGCUUCGUGGCUCGGGUGACCUGCGGCGCGACCUUCGUGACCAAAGCCUUGAAGGACUCAGCAGGACAGCUCCGAGGAGGCUCUUUGCCGAAGGUGUACGACUUUGACUCCGACUUCCAAGUUUUUGCUAACGCCGAGCGCAGAGAACUCACCACGGUGCCGAACUCCAGUCCACCGGUCCGCUACCACACCCUGCUGGCGGAGCUGGGUCCGGCCAUCGGACGACACCGAGAGGUCAUCUCCUACCUCUCCAAUGGGGCAUAUCCAGCUUUUCUCUUGGCCUACGUGAGACAGUGA
Molecule: messenger RNA, 2850 nt
Organism: Durusdinium trenchii
Lineage: Eukaryota; Dinophyceae; Suessiales; Symbiodiniaceae
Source: the annotation of a GenBank genome assembly